Molecule: messenger RNA, 2063 nt
Organism: Thalassophryne amazonica
Lineage: Eukaryota; Metazoa; Chordata; Actinopteri; Batrachoidiformes; Batrachoididae
Product: lysyl oxidase homolog 1
Exons: 5
Coding region: 102-524 (140 amino acids)
Biological process (GO): peptidyl-lysine oxidation
Molecular function (GO): copper ion binding; protein-lysine 6-oxidase activity
Source: RefSeq, a predicted model, not a curated record
CACGUCAUUCAGCUCUGCCUACAGCCCCGAGACUACUGAAUACGAUGUGAGGGUCCUGCUUCGUUCCACAGAGGGUGAAGAACAAGGGAACAGCAGACUUUAUGCCUAACAGGGCACGCCAUACCUGGGAGUGGCAUAGCUGUCAUCAGCAUUACCACAGCAUGGACGAGUUCAGCCAUUACGAUUUACUGGAGAUCAGUACUGGUCGAAAAGUGGCAGAGGGACACAAGGCGAGCUUCUGCCUGGAGGACACCACCUGCGACUUUGGCCACCUGAAGCGUUAUGCCUGCACUGCUCACACUCAGGGUCUGAGCCCGGGCUGCUACGACACAUACAAUGCUGAUAUUGACUGCCAAUGGAUCGACAUCACAGACGUAAAACCUGGAAACUACAUCCUAAAGCUCCAGGUUAAUCCCAAGUUUUUGGUGCUGGAAUCAGACUAUACCAACAAUGUGGUCCGAUGUAACAUUCACUACACAGGACGGUUUGUUACAACGACCAAAUGCAAUUUAGCACAGUCCUGAUGGUGCCCAGGAAGGUUGUGAUGUUACAGUGACACUGAAUGCUAUUCCAUUGAAAUGUGAAUGGAAUCCUUUUCAUGUUGGUUCAUUGUUGUUUGUCUUUAUUAUUUUGUGCUAUUUUGGUAUCUUGGGCCCGUGACAAACAAGGGUUCCGCUGGCACUGGUAAGAAAGUCAAAAUGCACUUAGACACACACACGUUUGAAAUUCAUACUGCACACUGCCGUCCACACAAUGAGCUAACUGCUCGGAUUCCAUGGAGGCUUUGUUUUCAUUUUCAUGUCUUUCUGUUUGUCAGCAAGAUAUGUCAAAAGGACAUGAAUGGAUUUCAGUCACAGUUAAUGGUGACAUAAGCCCCAGAGAAGGAAGACUUUAUUCAAUUUUAGUGUGGAUCUCGCUCAAGAAGAGCAUUCUGCCUUUCAUCUUUCACUUGAGAUCCUUGAUCCUGACACUUUUGAGCCUGAUGCUACCUCUCAUAUAUGAUUCUAAAUACAACAUCAAAAGCAAUCAGAAUCAAAGGUCAUCAAAACAAAACUUCCUGAUCAGGAUCAAUGUUCAAGAUCAAAGAUGAGUGGUCAGGAUCACAAAGCAAGAUUAAAGAUGAGUGAUGAUGAUCAAAGGUCAGUGACCAGGGACAAAAGUCAGCAAGCAGAUCAGCCCCUCAUUAAGAUCAAAGUACAAGAUUAGAAACCAAGGUGAAAUGCAAGUGAUAAGAACCAAAGGUUAGAGAUCAGAAUAAAAGCUCCUUGAUCAAUAUCCAAAUACAGGAUCAAAGAUGAGUGAUCAGCAUCACAAACCAUGGUCCAACGAGAUCAAAGGUCAGUAGUCAGGAUAAAACCUCCCUGAUCAAGAUCAAAGUUCAGGGACAAAGGUGUGUGACCAGGCUCAAAAAUAUUGAUGAAACAUUUGUGAUUAGGAUGAAACGUCAGUGUUCACGGUAAAAAGUCUCAGCAAGCAGGAAUAAUGACAGUGAUCAGGAUAACAAAUCACCAUCAAAGGCAAGUGAUCAGGAUCAAAGGUCAGCAAACAAGAUCAAAAUUCAGGAACAAAGAUGAGUGAUCAAGAUCACAAUUCAUUAUGGAAGAUAAAUGAUGAGGAUCAAAGGUCGGUUGCAUCAAAUCAGCAUCAAAGCUCCCCAGUCACGAUCACAGUACAGGAUCAAACAUGAGUAAUCAAGACCACAAAUCAGGAUCAAAAAUGAGUGAUCAGGUUGAAUUUGAGUGAUUAGGAUCAAAGAAUGCCACAGAAGAGAUUAGAAGAAUAGCUCUAUCACAAUGAGAAUGAAGGAGACAAAAAGAAAAUUUUAACUUGUGUAGGCAUGUGCUGUCUUAUUGCCCUCCUACUUUACUGUCAUGUCUUUCCCAUUGCAGGUCUACUGCUUUGGUUUGGUUCCAAGCAACAGCGUCACUGACUGACAGAAGUGAUGGUUAUCACUUUGUACUGUGACAAAUAUUUAUGCGCGUCCCCUAAAUUAUGAAUAAAUCAUAAACAGUGCUUCCACAGGAGUCCGAGUUCAGCUGCAAACCAACAAAUUCAAUCACCAG